Molecule: messenger RNA, 1146 nt
Organism: Nezara viridula (southern green stink bug)
Lineage: Eukaryota; Metazoa; Arthropoda; Insecta; Hemiptera; Pentatomidae
Source: the annotation of a GenBank genome assembly
CGCACACUUUUGGGUAUUCUAAUAUGCUAUUGAUUGAUAAUAAAUUAAAUUAAAUUUUUAAAUGUUAUCGAUACAAUAAUGUUCAAGAUAAUCGAUGUAUAGGGAGCCUAAUUGUAGUUAACUAGUUGCUGUCAAGUUUACUUCUGUACACGUCACUAUUAAUGAUGUAGCAUUAUUUUCAUCAUGUUUUAUUAACAAGCAAUUCUUAAAUAAAUCUUUAAUCCUCCAGGUUGGAUGCUAUCGUUUCAUGGAAUGUUAAUAAAGUGGCAGUAUCAAUCCUCAACGGUUACCUACUGACAGGUUUCCUCAAUUUGAUUCAAGUAAACAGUAGUUUAUGCUGUUUCUGAAAUGUUUGAAAUAUCUGAUACACAAAAAAUAGGUGUAGGCCUAGCAGCCUUUGGAAUUUGUUUCCUUUUCUUGGGUGUGCUGCUAUUAUUUGAUAAGGGUUUACUUGCAAUAGGAAAUAUUCUGUUCAUCUGUGGUCUUGCAUGUGUAAUAGGCCUGGAAAGAACUUUCAGAUUCUUCUUUCAAAGACAUAAAUUUAAGGCGACUAUGGCAUUUCUUGGGGGUAUAGGAGUUGUACUACUUGGAUGGCCAGUGACUGGAAUGAUAAUAGAGACCUAUGGAUUUGUUCUACUGUUUAGUGGAUUUUUCCCAGUGGCUGUUGAUUUUUUAAGAAGGAUACCAAUCCUUGGUACUAUACUAAGACUACCAGGAAUCAGAGGUGUUCUGGAUUGGAUUACUGGAGAUUCAAAACGGGUCACAGUGUGACAUUAGGUUUAGAGCUGAAAGCAUUUCUCAUUGAUGACAAGUUGAAGAACAAUUUGUCUUUGUAAAGAACUGUACCAAGUAUGACUACAGGUCUUGGUUCAAAUUACGGAAACAUUAUUACUGGUUAAACUACAAGAAUGAAAAACUGGUGAAUAAAAAAAAAAACUGGAGAAAAAAGCUUUGUAUGAAUGUCAUUCAUAUUGAAUGAAAGUACUUAGUUAUGAAACUUCCCAAUCAAUGUUAUUAUAAGUGGACCUGAAUUAGAUUAAUUAAAUUGAUGCUUGUAAAUAUAUAGUCAUUUUCAAAUGUUUUGUAAAUUAACUGUUAUUGGUUAUUUAUAAUUUAUCUGUUAAUAAUCAUUGUCUUAUUCUGUUA